AUGUUCUGGACUGGGUUGAUCGUUGCAGCUCUCGCAGCGCACGUUUCGUGCCAAAACCUCCAAUACACCGGCACGAUCCUGCUGACGCGGGAUGAUUUUUGCAACUUUAACAACAUCCGCGCGUGGCGAUGUGACGAUGUGUUCAGCAGCUACCUUACCGCCAAUCCACAAUUAGAAAAAUGCACACCAAACGGAAAGAUCUAUUCCAACCGCUGCUCGGCGCUGCCUGACGAACGACCCGUCAGUUUUCCCGUCGAAACACGGUUCAACGAACCCGCCACAACACCGGAACGGCGUCCGGCCAAUGAUGCCGAUCUGGAGGUGCCACAACCGUCGGUUCCGUACGACCGUAAAGUGAUGGACUUCUCGCUGAAGCUGUUCCAGAAGGCGUUCCCUAGCGAUAACUCAAAGAAUUACAUAAUAAGCCCGCUCAUGGUGCAGACGCUGCUGUCCUACCUGACCGAGGGUGCAUCUAACGUGACGCGCCAGGAAAUGGAAACCGUGUUACGGUUGAACACCGUCGAUCUUGCCGACAUUGCACGCGCACUGGGACCGGCCGAGUAUGGUGAUACGCCAAAGUACAAGUUGGACAUUGCCUCGCAAAUUUACAAAUCGACAAAUUUCGAGCUGCUGCCCGGCUUCCGGGAGUCACUCAAACGCAACCAAGCACCACUGGAGGAGAUGGAUUUCUCCAACAAGCGGAAAGCCGUCGAGACGAUCAACGACUGGGUGAAGCAACAGACUCGGGAAAAAAUUCUGGAAGUGGUGGAUGAAAAAACGAUGGAUCCCGAAACCCAGCUGUUGCUGCUGAACGCGAUCUACUUCAAUGGCACGUGGAUGUACAAGUUUAACAACAAAACGGACCGAGGAUUCUUCUAUCACAGCGACCAGCAGACCGAGCGUAUGCCAGUGAAUAUGAUGCAUCUUACGCAGGAGCUUCGAAACGGCAAUACCAAGCCGGACAGCUAUGCACGUGGCAUGGCUUGGCUCGAGUUGCCGUAUAACGGUGACCGGAUGUCGAUGAUUUUGUUCCUACCGAACGAGCGUUUCCAGCUGGAACGGGAGCUGCGAAAGCUCACCGUGCAGGAUUUGGAUAACAUUCUGGCUGAGAUCGAGAGGGACGAGACCAGCAAGGUUAGGGUGCAGCUACCGGAAUUCAAAGCAGAAAGCACAGUCUCGCUGGUGGAACCCCUGAAAAGUAUGGGAGUGGCAAGCAUGUUUGGUGACAAAAAGCCAUUCGAUCGAAUGUCCAACGAGAAUGUGAAGGUAUCUGACGUGAAACAGAAGUCGUUCUUAACCGUCAAUCGGCAUGGUACAGUGGCGACGACUGUUACUGUGGCCACCGUAAUUCCCCUCAGCAUUACACACACGAUGGAGUUCAAGGCCGAUCAGCCAUUCGCAUUGAUGAUCGUGGAUAAGCACAAAAAAUUGCCACUCUUUUUCGCUAAAAUUAGCCAGCCUCUUAAGGUGACGGCCAAGAAUGGCUGAUCUAGUUAGUACAACGGUCACUCAAGUCUCUACUGUAAGCAAAAAUGGGCAGAGAUGAUAAAGGAUGGGUGAAAAAAGAGAAAUAAAAUUGUGAACAAAAAUAAUACAACUCCCACUGCAUGUUGCAAAACACUUUGAUUGCGUUGAGUAAUAAAAAAUUCCCAUUGUUAAAUUGAAUAAUAGUGACUUUAGUUAAACUAAUUAGUGUGACGGUUCACUAUGAUUUUUUUGACACAUUAACUAACGUUACGUCAUAAAAGUGUUUUGGCAUUUAGGAACAAAAUCAAAAA
Messenger RNA from Anopheles nili, 1778 nucleotides. Its product is annotated as leukocyte elastase inhibitor-like. NCBI's taxonomy places the organism in Eukaryota, Metazoa, Arthropoda, Insecta, Diptera, Culicidae. Gene Ontology annotation, molecular function: serine-type endopeptidase inhibitor activity. The record is from RefSeq and is a predicted model, not a curated record. The coding region runs from base 1 to 1488 and encodes 495 amino acids. The transcript has 4 exons.